Molecule: messenger RNA, 1852 nt
Organism: Molossus molossus (Pallas's mastiff bat)
Lineage: Eukaryota; Metazoa; Chordata; Mammalia; Chiroptera; Molossidae
Gene: MATK
Product: megakaryocyte-associated tyrosine kinase
Exons: 13
Coding region: 263-1663 (466 amino acids)
Biological process (GO): protein phosphorylation
Molecular function (GO): ATP binding; protein binding; protein tyrosine kinase activity
Source: RefSeq, a predicted model, not a curated record
AGUGCGACCGGCGCUAGGACCCGCGGGGGCCUCCCAGGCCGCGGCGUCUCCCGCUCCCCCCCACCCUGCCCACCUCUCCCCGCCCAAGAUGAGGAAACGGAGGAACUUGCUCCAAGUUGUGCAGCCGGGGCCGCCUCGGGGUGCGCAGCUAGCGCGCAGGGACCCUCCUGGGGGCGGGGGCGGGGCGCGGCCCGGAGACGCCCUCUGAGCAGGUGAGCCCUCACUUUCUCCACACCUGACACCCCAGCCCAUCUCAGCCAGGAUGCCCACAAAGCGCUGGGCCCCAGGCACCCAAUGCAUCACCAAAUGUGAGCACACGCGUCCAAAGCCUGGAGAGCUGGCCUUCCACAAGGGUGAUGUGGUCACCAUCCUGGAGGCUUGUGAGAGCAAGAGCUGGUACCGAGCCAAGCACCAUGCCAGCGGGCAGGAGGGACUGCUGGCGGCUGGUGCGCUGCGGGAGCGCGAGGCCCUCUCAGCGGAUCCCAAACUCAGCCUCAUGCCGUGGUUCCACGGGAAGAUCUCGGGCCAGGAGGCAGUGCAGCUGUUGCAGCCACCAGAGGAUGGGCUGUUCUUGGUACGAGAGUCAGUGCGGCAUCCUGGGGACUACGUGUUGUGCGUGAGCUUCCACCGCGACGUCAUCCACUACCGCGUGCUGCACCGCGACGGCCACCUGACCAUAGACGAAGCAAUCUGCUUUUGCAACCUCAUGGAUAUGGUGGAGCAUUACAGCAAGGAAAAGGGGGCCAUUUGCACGAAGCUCAUGAAACCCAAGAGGAAGCAGGGCGCCAAAUCAGCAGAGGAGGAACUGGCCAAGGCUGGCUGGUUACUGAACCUGCAGUAUUUGACCUUGGGAGCACAGAUUGGAGAGGGGGAGUUUGGAGCGGUCCUGCAGGGCGAGUACCUGGGCCAGAAGGUGGCCGUCAAGAACAUCAAGUGCGAUGUGACCGCCCAGGCCUUCCUGGAUGAGACAGCAGUCAUGACGAAGAUGCAGCAUAAGAACCUGGUGCGUCUUCUGGGCGUGAUCCUGCACCAGGGACUCUACAUUGUCAUGGAGCAUGUGAGCAAGGGCAACCUGGUGAACUUUCUACGAACUCGGGGCCGGGCCCUUGUGAACACCUCCCAGCUUCUGCAGUUUUCCCUGCAUGUAGCAGAGGGCAUGGAAUACCUGGAGAGCAAGAAGCUGGUGCACCGAGACCUCGCUGCCCGCAACAUCCUUAUUUCUGAGGACCUGGUGGCCAAGAUCAGUGACUUUGGCCUGGCCAAAGCUGAGCGGAAGGGGCUGGACUCCAGCCGACUGCCCGUCAAGUGGACGGCACCUGAGGCACUCAAACAUGGGAAAUUCUCCAGCAAGUCUGAUGUCUGGAGUUUCGGGGUGCUGCUGUGGGAGGUCUUCUCAUAUGGCCGGGCUCCAUACCCCAAGAUGUCGCUGAAGGAGGUGACAGAGGCUGUGGAGAAGGGGUACCGUAUGGAGCCCCCUGAGGGCUGCCCGGGCUCUGUCCACACCCUCAUGAACAGCUGCUGGGAGGCAGAGCCUGCUCGCCGGCCACCCUUUCGAAAACUGGCAGAGAAGCUGUCCCGGGAGCUGCGCAGCGUGGGCGCCACUGGCCAUGUCGAAGGGCAGGACGCUGAUGGCUCCACCUUGCCCCGUGGCCAAGAGCCUUGAACCUUCCCGGCGGGGCCAUGGGCCCCAGAGGACUGAGAGAGUAGGGGCUCAAGGUGGGACACGGGCCAGGCCUCAGAAGGGUCAGGGCCAGCAAGCUGCCCACCCGGCGCACGGUGCCCAAGCAGGCCCUUAUGGGGGCUCGUGGCAGCCCCUGGACACAGACCCAGGGAGGAUUGGUGCCUCGAUAAA